Messenger RNA from Akanthomyces muscarius, 1326 nucleotides. RefSeq lists its product as uncharacterized. The transcript has 5 exons. NCBI's taxonomy places the organism in Eukaryota, Fungi, Ascomycota, Sordariomycetes, Hypocreales, Cordycipitaceae. Gene Ontology annotation, cellular component: fungal-type vacuole membrane. Gene Ontology annotation, molecular function: transmembrane transporter activity. Gene Ontology annotation, biological process: transmembrane transport. The coding region runs from base 1 to 1326 and encodes 441 amino acids. The record is from RefSeq and is a predicted model, not a curated record.
AUGACUACGGCGACCGAAACCUCGUCCAGCUCUGCCUUGGAAAAGGCACUUGAGCCCAACUCCAACACACUUGAUAAUUCCUCGAGUUCUCCUAAAGAUGAGCAGGCACCAGAAGACGAAGCCCCUGAGGGUGGUACCAAGGCUUGGCUGAGUCUGAUUGGUGCUUCUUGCGCCAUGUUUGUGUCGUUUGGCUGGGUCAACUGCAUCGCACUGUUCCAGGCUGAGUACGAGCGAGACCAGCUCAAGAACUACAACAAGUCGACUGUGUCUUGGAUUACAUCUAUGGAAUUCUUCUUUAUGCUCUUCAUGUCCCCCUUGGCUGGCUGGCUCUUCGACAACUAUGGCCCUCGUCUUCCUGUCUUUAUCGGAACAAUUCUACAUGUUUUUGGACUCAUGAUGACUAGCCUGUCGAAAGAAUAUUACCAAUUUGCCCUCAGCCAGUCUGUCUGCUCAGGUAUUGGCGCCUCACUCGUCUUCACUCCAUCCAUGACUGCUCCCAUGACGUAUUUCAAGAAGAAGCGUGCCAUCGCCGGUGGACUGACCAUUGCUGGCUCGUCACUUGGAGGCGUCAUCUUUCCCAUCAUGGUCACUCAUCUCAUCCCUUCCAUUGGUUUCGCCUGGGCCAUUCGCACAAGCGCUUUCCUGAUUUUGUUCCUUUUGGUAAUUACCAAUCUGACAAUUUCAUCUAACCUGAACCACGUUCGCAAACCAUUUGACCUUGCUAAGCAUCUUCGCCCGAUGCGUGAAACCAACUAUAUCAUCAUGUGCUUUGCCAGUUUCUUCCUUUACUGGGCCAUGUUUGUGCCAUUUGACUACAUUGUUUCGGCCGGUAUCCGGUAUGGAAUGACGCCCAAGGAUGCAUUCAAUCUCAUCCCUAUUUUGAACGGAGCUAGUUUUAUCGGACGCACUGUACCAAAUGUGGCUGCUGACAAGUACGGCCGCUUCAACGUCACGAUUCUCAUGAUCCUGUUCAGUGCCGUCGUUGUACUUGGAAUCUGGCUGCCUGGCCACAGCGCAGGGGCCUCUUACGCCUUUGCUGUACUGUUUGGUAUUGGCUCUGGAGCUUGUAUUGGUCUUGGUCCUGUGCUCAUCAUGUCAAUUUCGCCAAUUAAGGAGGUUGGUUAUCGCAUGGGCACGAUCUUUGCCAUCGCCGGAAUAGGCUGCCUGACUAGUCCUCCUAUCGGUGGUGCUAUUGUGGACAAGACUUCAGACAAAGUUUAUGACUAUGCUGCUCUAUUUAGUGGCCUGAAUUACUUGGUUGCGUUUGCUUUCAUGGUCUGGCUUAGAGGCCGCAUGGUCGGGUGGAAAUUGAACACCAAGGGCUAA